This is a messenger RNA of Hypoxylon trugodes, 1543 nucleotides long. Its product is annotated as dihydroorotate dehydrogenase. The record is from RefSeq and is a predicted model, not a curated record. Gene Ontology annotation, cellular component: cytoplasm. The transcript has a single exon. Gene Ontology annotation, molecular function: dihydroorotate dehydrogenase activity. Bases 226 to 1368 code for a protein of 380 amino acids. Gene Ontology annotation, biological process: 'de novo' pyrimidine nucleobase biosynthetic process; pyrimidine nucleotide biosynthetic process. Lineage: Eukaryota; Fungi; Ascomycota; Sordariomycetes; Xylariales; Hypoxylaceae.
AUUCAACAGCAUAACUUGAAUGUUAGAAGAAAGGAGGUUAUAAUACCAAUAGGGAGCUGCCGCUUAUCUUUCUUAUCUCUCCCUCUAUUAACUCUACUAACCCCGCUUCGACGCCGCCUAUGUAAAUGGUUAUACGUCAGUAUUCACAUCGUUGGGUGAAUGGUUUUGCUUGACUAGAAGCCACUCUUCUUACGCAUUUGGAAGUUUUGACAUAUUUCUAAAGAAAUGGACCUCCCUCCAGAAAUUCAUAUCAACCCUCCUCUCCUAAACUCAGCAAACCCGUGGGCCACCACACUCGAAGAUCUACGGGCCCUGUUUGCAUGUCCAUCUACAGGUGCAGUGACUACGCGGACGACACUUCUCAAUGGCUUUGCGCAUAACCCGGAUGUGCAUAAGUACGCUUUCUUCAGUCCCAACGCCCACCAAACUGCAUCAUUAUCUACUCCUGAGACAAGAUUUGAAGGCGCGAGUGCGAGUCUGAAUAAUAUGGGAUAUAGUCCCAUCCCAUUAGACGAGUAUAUAUCAUAUAUCAAAACCAUAUCCGAGGAAUCAAAAACAACCAAACCAAACAGGAAGGGGAAGGGGAAGGGGAAAACAUUUAUUAUAUCCGUCACGGGAUCUCCGAAGGAUGUCGCGAUAUGCUAUAAACGUAUCACAAGACUAAAAACUGAUCUUCGGAAGAAAGGAGAUAGAGAAGAAGAUGGAGGUAUAAGUCUCGCGAUGGAGAUUAACCUCAGCUGUCCGAAUAUACCCGGUGCGCCGCCUCCGGCGUACUCAGAGGAAGCCCUGGGAGAAUAUUUGGACACGGUGGGCCGUAUGGCUGCGGCUACGGGUACGGCUACUCUGACUUCUGGGCCCGGGGGGAGGUUGGUUGUUCCUUGGGGUAUUAAAACGCCGCCGUAUACGCAUGCGGGGGAGUUUGGGAUGUUGAUUGAGGCGUUGGUAGAGGCGGGGAGGAGGUAUGGGGUUGUUUGUCCGGUUAGUUUUGUUACGGCUACGAAUACGCUUGGGUCGUGUUUGGUGCUUGAACCUAAAUCUACGGCUUCGGUGGGAGUUGGAAAUAAGGAUUUCAAGCCUUCAUUGGCGGACGAUAAGGGCAUGACGAGUGGGAUUGGUGGGAUGGCGGGUGCGCCGUUACAUCCUCUGGCGUUGGGGAAUGUGGCGUCGAUACGGAGGAUGUUGGAUGAGAAUGUGGAGACGAGACAUGUGAAGAUUAUUGGUGUUGGUGGGGUCGAGGAUGCGGAUGGGUAUCGUAGGAUGAGACAUGUUGGAGCGGCGGCGGUGGGUGUGGGGACGGCGUUUGGGAGGAAAGGGGUGAGUGUGUUUGGGGAGAUUGAGGAGGGAUUGAAAGGGGAGGCUGUGUGGUGAAGUUUAAGAGUGAGAAGAGAGGCAUGAGGCUAAUAUGUUGAAUGACCCAAUAAGGAGAAGGGGGAGGAGUCACGAAUCUUACCAUUCCAUGAGAGCGGGGACACUGGAUUUUGCAUGUACAAUAGUCGUAUAGCGGAAACCGUAGACAGUUGGAUUAAAUACUGGAUAUUCGUCA